AUGACAUUCAAAAGUGGACAAAAGGAAAGACCAACAAAAACUAUUCGCAAAUUCUUCCGCUGCCUAAAAACACUGAUAUCGAUAUUUUCAUUACUUUCCACAGUUCAAAUUUACCCGUGCGACAGCAAACCUUGCUUAAAUGGUGCCACUUGUAACAACGAUCCUAAAGACAUCUCCAAAUACAACUGUAAAUGUGCAGACUGGUUUACUGGGACUAACUGUGAAGUGGCUCAAACGAUUUGCGAUACUGAUAAACCGUGUCUAAAUGGAGGGUUAUGUUCAAGCUCUUCCAGCAGGCCGGACAAAUAUUCGUGUGACUGCGGAGACUGGUUCAAAGGAACGAAUUGCCAAGUUCGACUGUUCCCGUGUGACAGCAAACCCUGUGUGAACGGGGCCACCUGUACGAAUGACAAUGGAGAUGUUUCAUUGUAUCACUGUCACUGUACUGGCGGCUACAGCGGGAAAAACUGUCAAGUCCCUGUCUUUAGCAAAAUCGCUUGCUUUAAUACUGGUUCCAGUUUCCUCUCUGACAUACUCGAUGACUUCAAGUCUCAAGUCGUAGAUAACAAGCAGCAGGAGGUUAUCAGCGCAUGCGCUGAGUUGGCCUUUGAUAAAGGCUACAAGUUCUUUGCACUGGGAUAUAAUGGCUUAUGUCGGUCAGGACCGAACGCACGCGAUGAAUAUCACAAACAAGGUGCCACCAGUGAUAGCAACUGCCUGAAUGGCAUCGGUAUUAAUAAACGUAAUGCUGUAUAUACAUUUGAGUUACUUCCAAAGCAAAUUAGUCUGGGAUGUUUUAAAGAUAAAAAGUCAUCUCGAUUGCUUAAUAUAAAGUUUGGGAGUUUUUCGAGUUCAUAUGAUGCACAGAAUCCAUAUGUGAUGGUCAUCAGAUGCUCUCACCUCGCCCGAGAUAUGGACUAUGAAUACUUUGCUGUGCAGAACUCUGGCGACUGUCGUACAGAUGUGAACAUAAUUGAAAACUAUAAAACCUAUGGGGAGGCCUCUUCAGACAAGUGCCAGGGAGGGGUGGGUGCAUCACUAACUAACUUUGUAUACAGACUCAGACCUGCGUUCACUGGCCCAAACGUGUGCGAUACUGUAACGUGCAAGAACGGAGGGACAUGCGUGGUGCAUUUUAAUGAUCCGGAUAAGUACUACUGUGAGUGAGCUGGUUUUUCAUGGAGAAAAAUGUGAAAGAGCAGCGAAAACGUAAACCGGUCACUCCAUGGCUUCCGUUUUCUUUAACAGAAAGACUACACUGUCAAAUGAUUUUUUUCCUUCCUUUAUAUAGUCAUUAUCCUGAACAGAUUAGUAUUGGUGUUAGGAAUCUAUGGAAAAUAAUAAAAUGAUGGACAAAGA
Stylophora pistillata is the source of this 1359-nucleotide messenger RNA. RefSeq lists its product as uncharacterized. Gene Ontology annotation, biological process: proteolysis; extracellular matrix organization. NCBI's taxonomy places the organism in Eukaryota, Metazoa, Cnidaria, Anthozoa, Scleractinia, Pocilloporidae. Gene Ontology annotation, molecular function: metalloendopeptidase activity; calcium ion binding. The record is from RefSeq and is a predicted model, not a curated record. Gene Ontology annotation, cellular component: extracellular matrix.